UAAGACCAACCCCCCCUGGAUGUUUCAGUUAGGUUCUGCUGCUCUGGUGUCUUGCUUGUCAGUUCUCUUGUGCGGUGGUUAGUGUCGAUUCUCCUCAACGCAUUGAUAAGAUCUCUACAAAUAAUAUUCAAGGAGUUGGACAAUAAGCGGCUCAGUCAAGACCCCUUCAAACAGAGCACAUGAGCACCCCCUGGUGGCAUUGACAAGCAUAACACCUGUGAUCAGAGACGUGGGGAAAGAGAACCACUACCUGGCUCAGCUGCAACUAACACCUCUUGUCUAUUGGAUUAUAGUUCUAUGGAGCGAAACUCACAGAGAGCCCCCAUACCAACUGGUAUUGAUCGGUAACUGAAGCAUGACAAGUUAAACUAUGCGUUAAUUAAUACCUAGAAUAAGGUAUUAAAAAGUCAACCAAAGAGUUCACUAAAGAAGACAACAAACAACAGAAACAUGGAGAUGGAAGCCUCCCGUGCUGCUUACGCUGGGACCUUCCCCACUGAAUCUAUAGGCUCUCUACCCACCAACACCUCCUCUCCAAGCCUGCUCCAAUUCUUCUGGGAUUACCAGAACAAUGAUGUCAUUGUGACGCACUACAACUACACAGGCAAGCUCCAGACAGACCGGUAUCGUGAGGGGUUAAAACCUGAAGCCAUAGCCUUCCUGGUAGUGUGUCUUCUUAUCAUCCUGGAGAAUGCUGUGGUUCUAAUAGCCAUCUGGACCAAUAAGAAGUUCCACCUGCCCAUGUACUAUCUCCUAGGUAACCUGACUCUGUCAGACCUCCUGGCCGGUGUCACCUACAUGGCCAAUAUCAUCAUGUCUGGUCCUAAUACACUGAGACUAACUCCAAUACUCUGGUUUCUGAGGGAAGGAGGCGUCUUUAUCACAUUAGCCGCCUCCGUCAUCAGCCUAUUGGCCAUCGCGAUAGAACGCCACGUUACCAUGGUGACAAUGAAACCAUACCACGGGGCAAAGAAGGGUCGGCUGCUGGCUCUGAUCGGGGGGAGCUGGGCGUUAGCAGGGCUGCUGGGGGUGCUCCCCGUCCUGGGCUGGAACUGUAUGGGUCGCCUGGACCGCUGUUCCACGGUUCUCCCGCUCUACGCCAAGUCUUACAUCCUGUGCUGCGUGUCCGUGUUCAGCGGCGUGCUCCUCGCCAUCGUCGUUCUCUACGCCCGCGUCUUCCGUAUCGUGCGCACUAACACCCAGCGCCAACGCCUCGGAGGAGCAAAGGGAAGCCUUCGCAAAGGCCUCGCCAGGAAAUCCCAGAAGUACAUGGCGCUCCUCAAGACAGUCACUAUUGUACUCGGCGUCUUCAUCGCUUGUUGGUUGCCGCUCUUCCUCCUCCUCGGCCUAGACUCAUUCUGCCCUGCCCGCCGCUGCCGACUGCUCCUCAAGGCGGACUACUUCCUGGGCGUUGCCAUGGUGAACUCGCUCCUCAACCCCAUAAUAUACACCCUGACCAGCAAAGACAUGCGUCGCGCUAUUUUAAAACUGCUCUGCCGCCCGUGUCUCAUGACCAAGGACGGGCAGGUGAAGAGGAUGGGGGUGCCGUUCCUGGAGUGUAGCUUCAGUAAGACGGAGGUGGCAUCGAAGAAGCUGGAAGGCCUGGAGACGACGAUCUCCUCUGGGAACAUCGUCACGGCUCAGUCACCCAUAAAGACUCUCUACCCCAAGCUCUUCAAGGUCUAAAGAGCCUAAUGUGGAUAGCUCUGUGAUGGACAGGUAACUAACUCCCUAUAGAAGAUGGACAACAUAAGUGCUCCAUAUGGCCUCCUGAAAAGACAGACCUGAGGGACCCUUUGGGCAGCUCUGUGUUUAAGAGAGUAAACCAUAGAAUUAGGGGCAUUGUCCCUUCCAGUAAUUGUAUUUCUAUGGAGUGAACUUCAUAUUGAAGUGGUGGACAACAGGAGUGCUCAAUAUGGCCACCUGAAAACGGCAUCACUUCCUUUUUGGCAACUCCACUCUAAUGGCCUUCGGCAGACUAGCCUACAUCUAUAGCUCUCUUCUGGCCAAUGAACUAAGCCUAAGAGCAAACCCUCAAAAAGACAGGUGAAUGAUCUAUGAUUGCGACAGAUAUAGCUACAGGUGUUUUUGAUGAGAGCAUCAAGUUCAGACAUAUCUCUCUUCAGCAAGUCUGUAGUGGUGCACUUGCAGCAAUAUCACCACAUCAAAAGACUGAUGUUGUAAGAAUGAUGACUAAACAUAAAGCCAGGUGGAAGAAAUGAAAAUGUGAAUUAAGCAACUCUUCUGGUAUUCACAAAAACCUUCCAGAACUGAUUUGCACUAAGUUAACUCUGCAUUGAGAGAGCAUUGAAAGCCAUGGAUUAAGAUUGGACAUUCUGUUCUAGAACUAAGACUGUAACCUGGACAUUCCAACCAUGUUGAGUUGUUGUGGCGAGUGCGCCUCCGUUUACUUCACCCAACGUUUUCUAUGUUGUUGUUGUUGUUGUUUGAAAUGCCUUAAAGAAGGCAUAAUAUGGACAUAAUAAUAAUAUGCCUGUGGACACCUGGACUUCGCUGGCUCGAAGGUCCAUGUUGUGCCUGCCUGUGUCCCAAAUGGCACCCUAUUCCCUAUACAGUGCACUACUUUUGACAUUUGGGGUACACUCCGAGACGCCGGUUGUGAUAACCCCAUACAGCUACACAGUGUGCCCAAACAGAAGCCUAUACAGGAAGUGGAUGCUGUGUUGUUCACCCACCAGUUGCUCUUUGAAACACAAACACACAAUGGAAACCUACGCAUGCACCUAAACAUUGUGGUACCUGGAUGUGGAGGGAGAUGUCAAACAAUAUUAAGAUCACAGGAUGCUGGUGAGGGGAGGACGGCUCAUAAUAAUGGCUGGAAUAGAAUAAAUGGAAUGGUGUUAAAAGUCAUAUAAACUAAGUGUUUUCUACCGUUCCAUUAAUUCUGUUCCAGCCAUCACUAUAAGCCCCUCCUCCCCAAUUAAGGUGCCACCAGCCACCCGUGACUAAGAUUAUAAUUUGAGUAGAAAAUCUCCCCAUUAGUGGCAUUGUAGCUGUUGUUCUGGGCUUACUCAGUCAAGUGGAAACUACCUGUUGGUUCCUGAUUGGAAUUCAUAUUUGAAAUGCCAUCACACACACUACAAUACAAAAACACUACUAUAAGAAUGUCACCAUGAACCCAACUACCUGCAGCUCUAAUCAGUGUAGACUUCUUCCCCAAGCAAAGGACUUCAUGCAGUCCUUCGUGUUCCUCUUGUGUUAUUGUAUCGAUAAGAACCGUCUGUUGCACCUGGGGGUCUCUGUUUUGAAGACCGUGUUUUAACCGAUGAAACAACAGAUCACCAGGUAACCGGUUACCAUCCUAACCUGCCAGUCGGCAUCAUCCAGCUGCAUUGGCUGUUUGGUAACGUUAGACUAGAACGUGCUUGUCAGCUAUAAAUCAAGAUCAAAGUGGGAAGAUACACAGAUGUAUACAGUGCAAUUCUAAGUUACAAACCCAUUGACACAUCUGUUAUUUCUGGCUUUAGAGAGGCUUUUCCUAUACAGUCUAUGGACCUGAAUGUAUAUUUUUCUACGUUUAAACUGGUAAUGUCAUCUAGCAAUUCCAAAAUAAAUCGUGUUCUGUAUUUGGAUGGAUGAGAUGGUGCACCAUACUUUUGUACUGCGUGUUGUGUAUUGAGCAAUUUAUUUUUGUAUUUCUAAAGGAAUUUGUUAGGGCUUGUACUUUGUACUGUAAAGUAUAUGCUUUUUGUACUACCUAGGUUCUACCAUUAUUAAAACAACUGUUUUCUGAAGAA
Molecule: messenger RNA, 3758 nt
Organism: Oncorhynchus kisutch (coho salmon)
Lineage: Eukaryota; Metazoa; Chordata; Actinopteri; Salmoniformes; Salmonidae
Product: sphingosine 1-phosphate receptor 1-like
Exons: 3
Coding region: 451-1686 (411 amino acids)
Biological process (GO): G protein-coupled receptor signaling pathway
Cellular component (GO): membrane
Molecular function (GO): sphingosine-1-phosphate receptor activity
Source: RefSeq, a predicted model, not a curated record